GUGUUUUUUCAAGCAUAAAGCUAUUUACACGAUACAUAUAACAUAAUCAAGCAUUUUUUUUAAUUCGUCUGUCUGGCUUUCUGUUUGUCUGGACCAAACUCUGAAACGGCUUAACCGAUUUUAAUAGAACUUUUACUGGAAGAUAGAGGAGGCUAUGGAGCAAGAUAUUGUAAACUUUUUGUCCGGAAAAAAAAUAUACAGAGUGCUCGGGAGUAUUUCCCAUAAUUUCAAGUUGUUGACGAGUCCACUUACGGAGCCCAACUGCAUUUAUUAUUAUUAUUUACAUCAACGCUCUUAACGCAAGCAAGUGGAACGGGAAAAACUGUGGUCGUGAGCGUGAUUAGAAUCCAGAAACGUAUCCUGUAACUACUGAACUAAAAUACUGGUAUCCUAAGCUUUACUAGCCUGGUUAAAAAUAAAAUAUGUCCAUGGACAAACGUCAAAGUCAAUGUCAAAUUUAAAAUUUUAACCGUUUGACUUUGGCCUCAGGGAAGGGGAAGGGAAGUGAUAAUUUGUUUUGAAUUUUGGUUUUAAAGUUGCUCUGUUGUUUAACAUAAUAAAUAAGUGAAUGUUUUGUAUUGUAUAAAUAAUACUAGUAUGAGUGGUUUGUGGAAGUGAAUAAGUUAAUAUUAGACAAAAUGGAUGAUACGCAAGCUUCUAACAAAUCAACAACCGACGCGGGAGCAAAGAGGAAGCGCAGGUCGUCUAUACUGAAGAGCCAGCGACCGCCGCGCACGCCGCUGUCUGAGCUGGAGUUCAAUGUGGCCACGCCCACCGACACUGCAAAGAGCAGACGCGUCAGCUUCUCAAGACGGACUGGCGUUGCGGAAUUUGUAACAAAUGAAGCCACAACAACCUGGAAAAACUUUUACGAAGAGCACAACAAGUCUUUAGAAACAUCAGGAAACGAGUCUGUUGCCAACGCCCCUCGUCAGAUGUCAAUCGGCCAUAUUGGGAAGAGAAUAUUCGACCAACAAUUUGAGGAAGUCGAGAUUGUUGAUAUUGGAGGCACUCUACAACCUAAGACACUUGCACAAGACUUUCAUUCAUCACUCAACAAUUUAAACAUAACCCAACAGCUAGCAAUGCUCGAAUGUCCAAGUGAAGAUAGAAAACUAACAGCCCCCCACCAGAAUUUUGAACUAAGUGCAUUCACGGAUCAUCAGAGUAAAGUUUUUGGUGAUGACCUCAGCAUUCCUGUUAUGCCUGAAAUGUCUAACCCUAUUAGCAUUAAUUUUUCUUUGCAAACUGGAAAUCUUAAAGACAAUUGCGAUGAUCUAGACGAAAUAGUAAAAGAUUUGGAGAGGUCGCAAGUGGCUAAUGUCGUUUGUUCAGGUCCAGGCCCAUUUAAUAGCGACAAUAUGUCCGAAUAUAUUGAAGUAGAUUUAAAUAUGACCCAUGUUGCAAUUAAAAAUGACGUUUGCGAAAUGUCUAUUACAGACACGAUUCAUAAUCCCGAGGUUCAAGAAGUAUCUAAAAGCAUUUCCUCUGUUCAUAGUGAAAGGAAAGUUAAUAACGAAAACGAUUGGAUGGUGGACAAAGAAAAUAUUGCAAUCAAUCCUUACACAAUGCCUAAAGAGUCUAAACAUUUUAACAUAAAUGAAUCUUCUGAUAAAAUAUUAGUUUUCGAUGGCAAGAAAUUGACAGUUAAGUCAGAAAGAGAAACUAUCUUUGAAAAAGAUUCGGAUAAUAAAGACAAUUUUAGAAAAACUCUGUUACCUGAUCUUCCCACAGGUGCUACACCAAAACGGAAAACAAUUGUAUUGAAUACAAAUGAUGACUUACCAAAUUUCCUGUCGGAUAAUUUGUCAAAAUCAAUUCAAGGCGUUGACAAUUUUAAAGAUGUGCCAACACAAACAACAAACAACAUGCUUAAACAAAGUGUUAUAUAUGAUGAAUGCGAUUUGUCAAUAACUCAACCAUUGAGCAAUGCUGUUGAGGUGCCCAAGAGAAAAACAAUUGUAUUUCAAGAUGACAUGGGUAAUAUCUCCAUUACACAAGCUGUCCCAGCUACUGUUAUAAUCAAUAAGAAAGAAAGGAGGAAAACUAUUAUAUAUGAAAGUGACAAUGCAAAUAUAUCUGUUACUCAAGUGGUACCUACAAAUAUUAUGGUUGCUCACGAUACGACUGUUGAAAAGAAAAAAACUGUUGUAUAUGAAGAAGAUAUUUCGUUCACGCAAGCUUUACCAUCUAAUUUGAUUUUAAACAAUGAUAGUAAUACAAACAAGACAAUGUAUUACCAAGAUGACAAUGACAUAUCUGUCACUCAAGUUAUACCACAGAACAUAUUAGAUGUAAUGAAAAAUAAAAAAAACAGUAAUAUUAGUAACAUUUCUAUUACACAAGCAAUUCCAUCUGAAAUAUUGGUUGGAAAUGUCAAGCUAACAGAUUCAUUAGCAACUCACAAAUAUGGUGCAAACGAAGAUGAAGAAAUCGAAAUAACACAAGCUGUUACUGAUAAUAUUUUACUGUCUGAUAAAAGUAGAUCUGAAAAACGAAGGACUAUGGUUUUCGAAGACGUCUCUGGUGAUAUUUCAGUUACUCAGGCAGUUCCUGCUAAUGUUAUAUUUGACACAUUUAAUACAAAGUGUGACACCAAAGCUAAAUCUUUAGAAAGUGAUGAAAAUAUCGCUUUAACUAAAUCUACUGUAAAUUCUGUUAUAAUUAAAACUGAUAUUCCUACGAAUAAUAAUCAAGAUGGUGAUAUCGAGAAUACGUCAAAUAAAAGCAGGACCAUUGUUUACAACCAGGGCUCGGAAGAGAUAAAUACAGAUAAAAGUAGAUCUGAAAAACGAAGGACUAUAGUUUUCGAAGACGACGCUGGUGAUAUAUCAGUUACUCAGGCGGUUCCUGCUAAUGUUGUAUUUAACACAUUUGGUACAAAACUUGACACUAAAAUUAAAUCUUUAGAAAAUGAUGAAAAUAUUGCGUUAAAUAAAUCAACUAAAAAUUGUGAUAUCGAAAAUACAUCAACUAGAAGGAGAACUAUUAUUUACAACGAAGACGCAGAUAAUUUAUCAAUGACACAUAUUAUGUCUUCCAACAUAAUUGUGACUAAACCAUCUGAAAUUGAAAAAAUGCAUAUAUCGAGUGACCACGAUAUGACAGAUAUUUCUAUGACACGUCCGUUGCCUACAAAUAUAUUCGUACAAAAUGUAGUUAAAGAAGAAUUAUCUAAUUUAUCUUUAGGUGCCGUUAAUAAUUCUUCUAAACUAUCUGAUUUGAACAAAAAUGAAAACAAAGAUGUAACGAAUCAGUUAAUUGAUGAGAAUAAGUCAAAACGACAGUCUGAACUUCGUCAAAGUAUUGGAGGUAAUUUGUCGAUGACUAAACCAAUAGCAGGUGUCAUUCUUGAUAUUCAUAAGGAAAUAACUGUUAACGACAGUGAAAUAUGUGCAGAGAAAAGUUUUCACGUGACAACGGCAGAUUUAAUCAAAAAUAAUUUGUCUAUUAAACAAGAUAUUCUUAUAUACCAAGCUGCAGAGCACAGCAUUACUCAAUCUGAAAUUGAUAGUAAUGUCCAAUUUGUGCCUUCAAAUAGUGAGAGCGGAGUGAAAGUAUCGAAGAAAUCAUUAGUAAGUAACGAAGAUUCGAUUAAAAAUGACUCAUAUGUCAAAGCAUCUACACAUUAUUCUAACAGCAAUGAUAUAAAUGAGAAUAAUAUUAUAGAAAAUCAGAGCCUAAUUAAUGAAUUUGUUAGUAAAGAUAACUGUGUAAAGAAACAAAAUAUAAACAGUAAUAGUGAUAAAAAUGUAAACUCGAAGAAGUCCUUUUUGAACGAGUUAUUGGAUAUGUCAAAUGCUUCAUUGGAGAAUGUUAGAAAAUCAUUUGUUUCCAAUAUUGAACCUCAGAUGAUUGUAGAGCAGUUAACAAUUGAUAAUAUAAGGUCAAACAAUGAAGAGAAAUCUAGUGAAAGCAUAUUUGUCAUUACAAAGGAUAGUGAAGAUUGCGUAAAUGAUAAUGCAAUAAAAAAUGAACACAGCAAUAUUCCAGAAAAAUUAGAAACAAGUGAACCAAAGCAAAUAGUUACGGAACCUGUAAAGACUAUUGAGUGUACUGAAGAUACAGAAGAUGCUCAAGAUUUACAGAGUAAAAUUACAGAAUUAAAAGCUUAUAACGAACAAAACUCAAUUCCAAAUAAUCGACAUUACGAAAGAGUUAUUAGCGCAGAUGUAUCUAACGAUGGAGAAAGUUUAAAUGAGUUUGAAAUGAAAGAACAAAUAACAAGAAACAAUAUACUGUCUAAAUCUAUUAGGAACGCGGACAAUACCAGGGACUUGUUGGGAAUGCUUUCAGAUUUCACGGAAGAGGCGAAUGAUGAAGUAGAAAAAGAUGAAUCUACGACCGAUUUCACGGAAGAGGCGAAUGAUGAAGUAGAAAAAGAUGAAUUUACGACCGAUGCAAAAGAUAAUUUAGCAAUCGAAAACAAAAUUGAACAUUGUGAACCUCGCUUAAGUUUAAUUCCUAAAAGACGGUCUAUAGUUUUGAGUAGAGAAGAUCUGUUACACAAUCUUUCUAUGGCCCAAGCUGUGUUACAGCAAUCUAGAUUUGAAAUCGAUGACGAUGAAAGCUUAGAAGAAACCCAAGAUUCGCUAGAAGAAACCCAAGAUUCACCAGAAAAAAUCUUAGAGGAAGAAAAAUCUCAUAGAAAAUCCGUCCGAAUAAGUGACGAUAUUGUAAAAACCUUACAGUUUGAAGAAGACGAGUCAAUUGUAAGUGACGCUACACAGAAAUUUUAUGCAAAUGUAUCGCCAUUGAAGAAAACUGCUUUCGGUGAAACUUCUUACAUGAGGGAAGAUAAAGCGAGAGUAAUCCCUACGUAUCUCAAAGAUGUUUCAGACAAUAUAAAAGCUCUCAUGACCGAUCUAGUGAAACCGACUGCUGACGUCAUGCCCUUUGAAUCUUCCAACGCUAAAUCAUGUGCAUCUACUUGCAGUACGGAAAUGCAAGCCAAUUUAAUCACGUCGAGCCAAAUAGAUGUCGAUAUCGAACUACAUUCCAAUACAGAGUCAAUUGAAAACAUUCAAAAUGUUAGAACGAGACAAUCGCCUGUCAGAGUCAUGAUAGAGAAACCUGCGUCACCCAACAAAGGGAACAAAGUAUUGUCACGAUCUAUCCAAUCGGAAUCGAUUUCCUUGUCUAUGGACAUUGAUCACACACCUAUCUUACAAACGUGUAUGAAACAUCCGAUACCAAAAUCAAAUGUCAAAGAUACGACAAUAGUAUUCGAUCACGACAAUCCUCUGAACAACGUUCUCUUGGCACCAAUCGACAAUGUGAAUGUACACAAAUACAAUCCGAUCAAAUCAACAGAAACAAUGCACUCGGAACACGACAUUUUCACACAGAUGUCACACGAAGAACGUAAAAUCGAUAAAGUCGUUGAAAUAGAAAGAUUUUCUACGCAUUACAAAGUUGACAACGCAUUACGCCAUUCGACAUUGCAAUCAGGGGAUAAUGUUCGUCAAAAUGCGAAUGAAUCUAAAUGUCUGAUUUCGAAUAUCAGCAAAACUUUCUCUGUAGAUUGUUCGACUGAUAAAUUGUCAGAAGUAAGAAGCACGGAAGUCAACACAUUAAUUGCUAUGAAAGCGAACAAAGAGUUAUUAGAAGCUAGCUCUUCUCUCACUUUAGUAGACGACACAGUUACUAGAAGCGAGUUCGAUAUCGAAAUUCAUAAUAAAACUUCCGAAGAGGUGUACAAGAAUACAUCACCAGUCAAAGUGAUAUACAAAAUGGAAACCGACGAGGAUGUAUUGCAAGAAAUCGAUUCGGACGCAUUAACUAAUUUUGAAACUGAUGAUGAUAGUAAAUCUAAUUAUAGAAAAAGCCUUUACAGUCCUUCGAAACAAAAUGAAAGUACUGGAUCUGAUGACGCAUUGAAACUUAACACUAAGUGUAAAGAUAAAACUAAUAAUGGAAAACAGAAUAGCCCUACAAAACGAAAUAACACAACAGAUGGUGCUUUUGAUACUGACAGCGAUAAAUCUAUUACAAGAAAAAGAAGUUACAGUCCAAGAAAAGUAAACGAAGAUACAGAUAUCAUUCAAAUAGAUGUAACCCCAAAACCUGUUAAUAAAAUGCAGAAAAUAUCCAAUAGUCCACGAGUGCAGAUGAUAAACGAUCCACUAGAUACAUUACUGAAUUGUGUCGACAAUAUGGAUUCACUGCCUAAUAUGGACAUUGAUAGCCCGAGUUGUCAAACUAAAGCAAAAUCUCAUAAAAAAUCGCCUAGAUCCGUUAAAGUUGUUCAACAUGUCAGUACAGAAUAUGAUAAAGAAACUCACAAGAAUAAGACAUUAGAAGAUAUAAACUCUGUCGACAGUGUAGAAAGUAUGGACACAUUGAAUACAUUUGCCAGCAGUAACAGAGGGAAUGUGAACAAAGUGCCUUUAUGUGAAAAAUCUAGCAACCCGUCGAGCGACUCGUCGAUCUACUGGCAGACUGAUGACUCUAGUUCUCACAACUUGGAAUGCAGUUCUAGUUUCAAUGUCGUUGAUAAAAUCAACGUGCUGAAGUUUAUGGGUCGCGAUUGUGAAUGGGAGUCGGCUUGCAGCGACGUGUGGAUGUUCCGCUUGCUGCGCUCGCGCAUUCGUAUAACAGUGCGACUGUCGCACCGGCAUCACAACGCGUCGCGGUCGCGCGUGCUGGCCGACACGCCGCUCGAGUCUGUUACCGUGGAGCCCAUACCGCCAGAAGUGUCGGACCCGCUGGCGGCGCUGUGCGUGCGGCUGUCGGCGCAGGCGAUGUGCGCGGAGUGCGAGGGCGCGGGCAGUGCUGCACGCGUGCCGGGGGUGCUGCGCCGCUGCGCGCGCGUCAGUCGCGUCGCGCUGCGCUGGGCGCGGGCCAUGCGCGACACGCGCGCGCGCCUCGCCUACAACGUGGACGCGGACGGACAGCUCACACUCAAGGUGGCGAACGUGCCGCUGCGCGCGGUGUGGGAGGUGCGGCUGCGGUUGGCGCUGGCGCACGCGUGCGCGGGCGCGUACGUGCGCGCGGAGGACGUGCGCGCGCGGGACGUGCUCGCGGGGCCCGCGUGCGCGCCGGAGCCCGCCGUGGCGCGCUUCGCGGCGAGCAUGCCGCAGGACUGGCGGCACGCGCCCGCCACUAUAUGGUCUGUGUUUAGAUACUUGAAGAAUAAAACGGUGGAUGAUGAUUGUUUGGGUUUGUAAUAAAAUAUAACUAAAUUUUUAUUGA
Molecule: messenger RNA, 7194 nt
Organism: Bicyclus anynana (squinting bush brown)
Lineage: Eukaryota; Metazoa; Arthropoda; Insecta; Lepidoptera; Nymphalidae
Product: metacaspase-2
Exons: 7
Coding region: 639-7169 (2176 amino acids)
Source: RefSeq, a predicted model, not a curated record